Messenger RNA from Candida tropicalis MYA-3404, 948 nucleotides. It is a transcript of the gene MOB2, whose product is annotated as Mob2p. Lineage: Eukaryota; Fungi; Ascomycota; Pichiomycetes; Serinales; Debaryomycetaceae. Gene Ontology annotation, cellular component: nucleus; cytoplasm. Gene Ontology annotation, molecular function: protein kinase activator activity. Gene Ontology annotation, biological process: signal transduction; positive regulation of protein phosphorylation; cell division. The record is from RefSeq and is a predicted model, not a curated record. The transcript has a single exon. Bases 1 to 948 code for a protein of 315 amino acids.
AUGUCAUUUUUAAAUACCAUACGAGGACUCGGAAGAGGAUCAAAGAAGAAUAAGAAAGAUUUGGAACCAACACAACCUUCAUUAUAUUCACAUUCAAAUCUAUCCGGUAAUAACUUAAGACGAACUCAAUCUCCAACUAAAGGAUCACCUACGAAAUUGUCUGCUAGAAGUGCAGCUGGAACAAAUCAUUAUACAUCGUCACCAACUAAGCGAAACAAACUUGGAAUUUCUCAACAACAGCAACAACAACAACAACAACAACAACAACAAUUGCAACAAUUCACACAGCAACAACAACAAAGUACACUGCCACUGAAAAGAUCCACUAUCCAAACAUUAUCCAAUGACGUUGUAAACGCUGAGCCACCAUUGUUUUUAUGCGAGCCAUAUGUUAAGUCGGCCUUGGUCAAAGGUUCAUUCAAGACGAUUGUUCAACUCCCGAAAUAUGUUGAUUAUUUUGAAUGGUUGGCGCUUAAUAUUUUUGAACUUUUCAAUCAUUUGAAUCGAUUUUAUGGUGUUAUUCAAGAAUAUGACACUCCAGAAGCAUGCCCAACCAUGAAUGCUGGUCCAAACACUAAUUAUCUAUGGGUGAAUUCAAACGGUCAGGCUGUAAAUUUGCCCGCUUGUCAAUAUAUUGAAUAUGUCAUUACAUGGAUAUCCAAUAAGUUAAAUGAUCAAAGUGUGUUCCCAACAAAGAAUGGUGGUGCAUUCCCUCCAAAUUUUGUGAAGGAUUGUAAAAACAUUACAAGACAAAUGUUUAGAAUCUUUGCGCACAUUUAUCAUAAUCAUUUUGAAAUAAUUGUUCAUUUAUCAUUAGAAGCUCAUUGGAAUUCAUUUUUUGCUCACUUUAUUUCAUUUGUUAAUGAGUUUAACUUAGUCGAUAGAACAGAAAUGGAACCCUUAAUACCAUUGAUUGAAAAUUUGGAACAACAAGGAAAAAUCAUCUGA